Messenger RNA from Dentiscutata erythropus, 134 nucleotides. The record is from the annotation of a GenBank genome assembly. Lineage: Eukaryota; Fungi; Glomeromycota; Glomeromycetes; Diversisporales; Gigasporaceae.
AGAAACAGAAAUUGUACUUAUGUUUUUAAAUGCAGAUCAAGAAAUGCAAAACAUCGAUUCUAAUUCAUUAUAUAAUGAAACUACUACUUUGCCCGAAACUCAUCUUACGAUAAGUCAACCUUUAAUACAACAUA